GUGGUCCUUUGCUUGCGUCCGACCAAAAUAUAUAGCCUACCAUCCAGUCUCUCUCCGCUCCUCCUUCUUCGCUGAAUCCGGGAGCAUAAAAGGCUGCCGGCCGCUUGUAACAACAGUCAGUCAGUCGACCGCGACGGGCGAAAACCCUGCUGAACCACCUUGUGCCAUUAGCCAUUCCAUUGCUUAGCCCUAGUCCCCUUCCGUCUUCGCCUUCGCUUUCGCCUCUGUCGUUCACCGCCCUGGAACUUCUGCAUCUCUCGGCGUCUACACAUACACAACACAAACACCAUGAAUAUUUCUCAGGAGAACCCUAGUACUACUACCCAUACUGCUAAUCACUCCCCCGUCGACGACCGCAAGCAGAGCCCUCCCGCCUUCCUCGACUUGGCCGACUCUGCGGCGCGGCUGGGGACUAAUAUGUCCGACAUCUCUGCUCGCGUCGAGCUCAAACGCCAGGAACACGAGCGCCAGCGGCUCAUGCAGCGCAAGAUCUUCGAGGACCAGAUGCGCGCCCUCGAGCAGCAGCAGGCGCAGGAGCUGCUCAAGAUCCCCUUCGACGGCAGCGGCGGCGGCGCCCAGCCCGUCGCUGUCUCCGCGCCCACGACCCCGCCGCGUGUCAGCGCGCAGCUGAACGGGGACGCGCGCGACCCCGGCCGCCUGUCCGUCGACGCCGAGUCGCUCUCCAAGGCCGUCGGCUCCGCCGCGGACAAGCGCAAGUCCGUCACGUACGCGACCAGCACGGUCAACCUCUCCCCCGACCUUGGGGGCGCGAACGGCAACGGCUACGGCCGCGCGGUCGGCGCGAAGAGCAUGCCUGCGAGCCGCCGCACCUCGGCGAGCAGCCAGGACGAGGAGCUCGCGGGCCACCUCCAGAACCUGGCUCUGGCUGGCGAGCGUUCCAACAGGGGCUCCCCCAUCCCGCCGCCUGUCUCGGCGUCCAUUCUCCUCAAAGGCAACCGCUUCGAGGACCAAGGCGCACGCUAUGCGAGCACGUACAACGCGGGGAUGAUGCUCGACGAGCAGCUGGAUCAGGAGAUGCACAACGCGAUGCGGCACCUGCCCACGUCGGACGAUGACAAGUACAACACAUAUAACAAGCAACAGGCAUCUGCAGCCCUCGACCUGGCCCACCGCGGCGAGUCCCUCUCCGCCCGUGACAAGCCGUCCGAUUGGCCGUCUUUCCCCGGGCGCGACAGCCUCUCGCGCUCCGAUCGCCGCGCGUCCGCCAACCUGAACCUCUCCUCGUCCCCGAGCGACCUCGCCGCGAUCGGCAAGCUCGCCGGCUCCGUGUCCGCCACGAACACGCCGCUCCUCGCGCAGCACCAGCCGUCCGCCACCGUCGGCCUCGGCUCGCGCCGCGCCUCGCCCCCGAGCCUCCUCGAUGGCCUCGGCAAGCUCGAGGGCCUUGGCGGCACGACGCGCUCGGUGCCGACUACGCCACUCGGCCUGUCGAGCUCGGCAGCGCACCUUCUCAAGACCCCGGGCACGCCGCUCACGGAUGCGCAGACGAUCAGCCUGCUCGCUUCGGCUGCAUCGAACGACUCGAACCUGUCGCCCAGCGAUCUCCAGGCUUCCCUGUCGCGCGUCAACCCCGGCCAGUACGACAACGGCGCGCUGAACUUCUCAGGCCUGUCGCCGCACGAGCCGCUGCAGCAGCAGUAUGGUCUGAAUUCCCCGUAUGGGCUCGGGUCCGGGAUCGAGGGUCGGUAUGGGUACGGCUUUGAUGGGAGCAACGGCUCGCCGGAGACGACGGGCUCGACCGCGCUUUACCACCACAACGGCGCGCGGUACGGCCUCGGUAUCCCAGGCCGCGGCCCCAGCGGCAUGGACAACAAGAUGAACGGCUUGCACGGCCCCAAGCACAAGCGGGGCGACAUGGACCGUGAGUUCAACCGCUUCGCAGGCACGCGGCUCGAGGACCUUCAGGGCGAGAUCCCCGCGCUGUGCAAGGACCAGCACGGCUGCCGGUACCUGCAGAAGAAGCUUGAGGAGGGCCUCCCCGAGCACCGCGACAUGAUCUUCCGCGAGACCUUCGGGCACUUCGCGGACCUCAUGACGGAUCCUUUCGGGAACUACCUCUGCCAGAAGCUGCUCGAGUACUCUACGGACGAGCAGCGCAACAUCAUCUGCGAGAGCGUUGCGCAGGAGCUCGUGAACAUCUCGCUCAACAUGCACGGCACGCGCGCGGUGCAGAAGAUGAUCGACUUCUUGUCCACCAGGCGGCAGACUGACGGCCGGUACAACAACCACCAGAUCCACUCGAUUAUUCUUGCGCUCAGCAUGCAUGUCGUGGUGUUGAUCAAGGACCUGAAUGGCAACCAUGUCAUCCAGAAGUGCUUAAACAAGCUCGCGCCGGAGGAUAAUCAGUUCAUCUACAAUGCCGUCGCGGCGAACUGCGUAGAGGUUGCGACACACCGGCACGGCUGCUGCGUGUUGCAGCGCUGCAUAGACCAUGCGUCGGAUCACCAGCGCAUCCAGCUGGUGAACGAGAUCACGUACAACGCGCUCACGCUCGUGCAGGAUCCUUACGGCAACUACGUCGUCCAGUACAUCCUCGACCUGAACGACAACCGCUUCAGCGACGCCGUCAUCAGGCAGUUCGCGGGCAACGUCUGCGCGUUGUCGGUCCAGAAGUUCAGCUCGAACGUCAUCGAGAAGUGCAUCCGCGUCGCGGAGCACAACACCCGCAAGAUGCUCAUCGACGAGCUCCUCAACCGGACGCGACUCGAAAAGCUCCUCCGCGAUUCCUACGGCAACUACUGCGUGCAGACUGCGCUCGACUACGCCGAGCCCGCUCAGCGCGCCCUGCUCGUGGAGGGCAUCCGGCCUGUCCUGCCUCUCAUCCGCAACACUCCGUACGGCAAGCGCAUCCAGAACAAGCUGCAGCGCGAGCAGAACGAGGGCUACGGCGGCUAUCACAGCCAGCCCAGCAUCGCCGUGCUCAACAACGCCGGCGGCCGCCACAUGUCGCCCAACAUCCGCACGAACCAGCUGAACGACCUGUACCUCUCGCAGGCGCAGGCGGCGCAGUACCCGGGCGCGCAGUUCGGUGGCAUCAGCCCCGCGACGGCUGCCGCGGUGGGCAUGCCCAUGUCCGCGAUCGACCCGUACGUGCUCCAGGGCGGCGCCGCGCACAACCUCUCGCACUCGCCGUCGAACGGCUUCUCGACGUUCGGCACGCCGAGCUCGUACGGCAGCGCGGGGCUCACGGCGUCGUUCGGCGCGGACUCGUACCAGCGUUCCGCGUUCGGCGGCUACGCGAUGUGAGCGCUGCCGGCGCACAUGUCGUACCCCUAUGCAGGCCAAGCCACAAGUCGUCCCGCCGCGCCACCCGCGGCAGGGGCAUACACUCCUUUAUGAUAUGAACCAGGUCCUCUAUGCUGCCCUUUCGUGCGUCGCAGUCGCUCUCCCGCCGUCCCCGCACCUACUUACACCCCCCGCUCAGAUCUAGCCUAGUACCUUACUCGCGUCUACUUUGACUUGUUUUCA
Messenger RNA from Schizophyllum commune H4-8, 3489 nucleotides. RefSeq names its product ARM repeat-containing protein. Gene Ontology annotation, molecular function: mRNA binding. Bases 289 to 3267 code for a protein of 992 amino acids. The record is from RefSeq and is a predicted model, not a curated record. The transcript has 13 exons. Gene Ontology annotation, biological process: post-transcriptional regulation of gene expression. Lineage: Eukaryota; Fungi; Basidiomycota; Agaricomycetes; Agaricales; Schizophyllaceae. Gene Ontology annotation, cellular component: cytoplasm.